CAGACCAGACGCUCAUUGGCUGUUAGUGAGCACACCUGCUGCUGAUUGGCCUGUAAACGCCUACAAACAUGUUUGUGAACACGAGCGGGUCUUCGCUGUUUUUGUGCUGCUAACAACAACCAAAGAAAGAGUAAACAUGGCAGGAGAGAAAUGCGCGUUUGAGCAAACUUUUUCUUUUAGUCCUCUUCCCUCCAAGAAGUUCUCCUUCCUACAGGACAAAGACACUUUAGCACUAUUAAUGAAAUGGUCCAUGCUCCGGAGGGUUUCAGCUCAGUCUUACAGCUUUGACCAGAGCUUUUACCCUUACAACAGUGACAAGUUUGCACUGUGUUUCUUCAGAGAUCCUGAUGUGGUAACCAGCCUGUCCAGACAGAUGAAGGCUGGAGCCUGGGUGCCUCUUGACAAGCAGGUCGUGUCUGUAGAUGUGGAGCCUGUACCGUGCACUAAGGUCUCCAUGGAGUUGUUUGACCCAAUCUACUCCUGUGGGAUCGUGAGGCCCUCUGGACAUGUAGUUAAAUGCUAUCAUGAUGUCUACCCCGACUAUGAUGAACUCAGACAGAUGUUGCAGGAAGAGGACUCUGAGCACUACUACGUGGUUGGGCGAGAGGAGCGAGGAGAGUUUCUGUUUCGCCUCUUCAAACACCUGUGUUUCGGAGGAGCGCUCUGUCAGUACGAAGACACCAUUGAUCCUUACAUCAGCACCACAAAGCACAUCUACAAAGACCUGAUCAGUGUUCAGAAGGAUCCAGAGACUAAGAAGAUCAGUGUUGUCUCCACAGUCCUCAAAGUCUGUGCCUAUGAUGAAUCUGGGCGGUGUUUCCCCGGACGACGAGAGGAGGAACAGACGUUUGCCUAUUUGAUUGUCGACCCCUUCAAACGACACGUCACUUUGUUCUGCCACUGCUAUGGUGUGGGAAACUUCAUAUUGUGACAGCGAAGAAGUGGAUCUUGUCCUGUAGAACUUUUUAGACUGCUGUAUGUACAAACACAGGUGCUCAAAUUAGGAGCCAUACAGCUCUCCUCCUUUACUGUUGUGAGAAAUUUGAUUAAAAUCAUUCAAAUAAAGAGCACACCAGGAA
Messenger RNA from Siniperca chuatsi (mandarin fish), 1079 nucleotides. It is a transcript of the gene cfap300, whose product is annotated as cilia and flagella associated protein 300. Lineage: Eukaryota; Metazoa; Chordata; Actinopteri; Centrarchiformes; Sinipercidae. The transcript is spliced from 7 exons. The record is from RefSeq and is a predicted model, not a curated record. Bases 137 to 931 code for a protein of 264 amino acids.